AUGUCAAAUCCGCUCUCACCCCUCUCAUCCUCCUACCAGAACGCGCGCGCACAAUCUCAAAUGGCGAAUUCUUCGCCCUUCAUUCACAAGACCCUUGACCAACCCUCAGAGCAAGUUCCCUCGAGCCCAUUGAAGAGCGGAUGGACAAGUCACGCUGCCCCAAGUCCGAAUGCCCAUGAUGAAAACGAAAUCUACCAUCCUAACGAACCCGAGAACGAAAAUGAACACGAUUCCAAUGAUGCCGAGUCAUAUCAACAAGGUGCCAGCUCACCAUUCCAGCUUGAUGGACGCGAAGACACCGUGGAUUUCCAGAAGCUGCGCGAAAUGCGACAGACCUCGUCCCAAUCACACCCACAACUUGAACCGCUAAAGGAGGAGAGCCCUGUAAGCUCUCCAUUCCGUUCAUAUGCAACAGAUGGGACAGUUGAUUUUCGAGGAUUGCGUGAGGUGCAGCCCAUGUCACCAGGCUUAGACAAGCGGCUGGCUCUAGGGGAGCCAAUGAGCUCCCCUUUCCGUCCUAACGCCAGUGAAGAUACAGUUGAUUUCCAAAAUAUGCACGAAGAGCAACAGUCUUCUCCUCUGCCAGGCCCACAAGUUCAACCAUUGGAGGAGGAGAGCCCGGGAAGUUCCCCGUUCCGGUCUCAUAUCCGAGAAGAGACAGUGGGUUUUCAAAAAUUGCGCGAGGUCCAGCCUAUGUCUCCUGGAUUAGGAAGGCGGCUAGCUCUAGAGGAGCCUGCGAGCUCCCCAUUCCGCCCUGAUGCGCUGGAAGAGACAGUCGACUUUGAUCGCUUACGCGAGAUACAGAAUGACUCGCCUAUUCUUAAAGCGCGACCAUUGCCCGAUCCCGCUAGUUCGCCUUUCCGCUAUGAGGCAAGAAACGCGACAGCCGAUCCAUCGGAACUACAUGAGAUGCAACAAGAUUCGCCAAUGGCGUCUGAGUUUUCCUCGCCUGUCGUGACACUGGAUUCACCCAUCCCUAACGCACCAGAGACCGCUGAUUCACCCAAGUUACACGAGUUGAAGCAAGACUCACCAUUGGCAUCCAAACGCUCAUCCUUUGCUAAAGAAUCAAGCUUGCCCAUUCGAGAUGAAGCACCAGAGGCAGUUGAUCCUCCCAAGAUACAUGCGCAUGCAGAGUCACCGGUAACAUCCAGCUCCUCUUCUCCUAUUCCAGUACCUACUUCGUCCUUCCGAUUGAGUCCCAAGGAAAACGCCCUUGAUCUUCAUAAGUCGCGCCGGGUUUCUCGUGCGUCACUUAGGCUGAGUGACCAGCGCUCUGUUGCAGCAACUCCCCGCAAAAGAUCUUACGACCAAACGCCCCAGAAUCUGGAGGACGACUUGGAGGUAAACGAGCGCCAUAAGAAGGGUAUGGUGAGCCGACCAGAUGCACCAGCGAUUCACAUCGAUGCCGAAGAGGAGCCCGGUGUACUUCAUGACCAGAGCGUUCUUUCCGCUACAAGUGUCGUGCACGACCGAUCAGCAAUUGGCAACAGCAUGAUAGAGGAUAGGCACAAUGAAGGGAUGAGCACAGUACUCCAUGGAGACGGCGACAAAGAGAAUAUUUCACAUGAGAAUUCGAUGGUCGACGACUCAAUGGAUGACACUUGCUUGAGCACGUUCUCCGCCAUGCCUGAUAUGACUACAUUUGCGAAACUCCGCGCCCAGUCGCCGAUGAAGUCAAUGCGAGGCAGUGUCGCCCCCAGCCCAGCUCCUAAUAUGGACGGGCGUCGACACAGUGUCGAUCCUGCCACCCCAGGCGCAGGACGCAGGGCACACAGAGCGAGCGCCUAUCUGGAUGCAAAUUCGCUUAUGGGAUCACCUACGCCGAGACCCAGAGGCCCUCGGGACAUGGCUCAUCCAGUCGACUCUGCCGGUCUGCCUGAUUUCACCGAUCAAAUGAACUUCUUCCCUCGUCAAUCCAUGCAGAGUGCCCGCUUCUCCCCCUCGCGGCGUUCGCCUAUGCGGUCGGCCCGGCAAUCUAUUCGAUCUCCCGGGAAGAUGUCGUCACUGUUGGACUUCGACAUUCCGGCUGCGCCUACCCCUCGAUCCAUUCCCACGGUCACUCCCCGUGAAUUGGAGUCACUGAAGUCCGGCUUCUUGUCUGAUAUAUCUUCGCUCAAAGCCACUCUCAGCGGCAAAGAGGCUGAGGUUGCUAGCUUAAAACAAGCUGUGGCAGACGCCGAGAGACGUGUCGGCGAAGCUCUGGAAGAAGUACGCAACGAAGCCGCCGGCAAAGAGGUGCUGGAGAUGGAACAGGCCGAGUGGGAACGUCGAGUCACUGAGAUGGAAACUGUCCUGCGGUCUGCCCGCUCCGAAUUAGUGGAGGGGGAACGUGAGCGUGACCGCCUGUCUCGAAAGGCCGAAGAGGCCGAAAAAAGCAAGGAGAAAUUGGAAGGCAAAGUGGUCGAGCUCGAAAGCCAGCUUUCCGCUGCACGCGCUGCGACUGUAUCUAGCACUAGUAAAGCUAGCUCAUCUCACCAGUCUUCCAACUCGGCCGAAGACACUGCUCGUGAAGUUCAGGACGCCGUUGAAAAGGUCGCUCGCGAGCUUCACGUGCUCUACAAGGGCAAGCAUGAGACCAAGGUUGCGGCCUUGAAAAAGAGCUACGAGUCUCGCUGGGAGAAACGUCUACGUGAGGCGGAGAAGAAGCUUACUGCCGCACGCGAGGAAAAUGAACAUCUCCGUGUCGAACGUGAUACUGCGCAAUCCGAUCUAAUGGCCGCGCCUAACACCGGUCUCUUCACUCGCGAGAAUGAGGAGCACGAGGCCGAGAGGCGUGUCAUGGAGGCCCAGAUCCAGAGACUGCAGCGAGAAAUGGCUGCUCUGAAGGAUGAUACCGAGCGAAUUCGUGCCAACCUGGAGUCUGAACGCGCCGAGAAGGGCGAGCUUGUUGCCGCGGUUGACGAGUGGCUAGCUAUGCAGCAGGCGCCCGUCCCAUCUCAGCCUCGAGACCGCGAGCCCUCUGUGGCAUCUUCUGUGCACAACGACUCCAUUGACGAGCCAGCUCAACCGUCUCGCGAAGUCACCCCGGAUGACUUCCGUCGCAGUGUCAGUCGUUCCGUGUCUGGAAGCAUCCGUCCCCCUGCCACGGAAAAGAGAAUUCCUAAAUUCGGUGCCCCCGGCGGUCAUUCUCGCGGUAAUAGCGGUGGCCGAUCUGGCAUUGCAAUGCCUACUCCCGGCCGAGGCGGGAUCAUGAGUUCAAUUGAGAGGAUGGGCCGCGGUGGUGUUUAG
Penicillium robsamsonii is the source of this 3231-nucleotide messenger RNA. RefSeq lists its product as uncharacterized. The record is from RefSeq and is a predicted model, not a curated record. Gene Ontology annotation, molecular function: microtubule binding; dynein light intermediate chain binding. Gene Ontology annotation, biological process: cytoskeleton-dependent intracellular transport; cytoplasmic microtubule organization. The transcript has a single exon. Gene Ontology annotation, cellular component: centrosome; cytoplasm. The coding region runs from base 1 to 3231 and encodes 1076 amino acids. NCBI's taxonomy places the organism in Eukaryota, Fungi, Ascomycota, Eurotiomycetes, Eurotiales, Aspergillaceae.